This is a messenger RNA of Apis cerana (Asiatic honeybee), 480 nucleotides long. RefSeq lists its product as uncharacterized. Lineage: Eukaryota; Metazoa; Arthropoda; Insecta; Hymenoptera; Apidae. The record is from RefSeq and is a predicted model, not a curated record.
AUGUCACUGGUCAACUUUACGUUGCCGUAUCAAUCGGCGACGCCUACACCGUUCUUCUACGAUGGGCAAAACGGAGGGCAAUCGACGGUGAACAACCUUCGCCUCAACGCCGUACUCCCACCCGCGCCAGCUCGAAAUUUCAACGAGCAGGAGCCGUUCCAAAACGAGCCCUAUAUACCACCGAUCGGUUACCAAAACCAGCAACAGCAAAGGCAACGUCAAUCGACGUUCAAUCGACAAAGGAAUGGGAAUCCGUACGUCGAGCAUUCGUCCUUUUCCUCCACUCAGGACACGAGAUACGCGAAUUACAAUCAAGAUUUCAGGAGGACGCAGCCCAGGCAACAGAUAAGACCCAGUGCACCGCCAUUGGCGCAGCAACAACAGCAACAACAACGAGCAAGCGUGGAAAAGGAGCAAGAGAACUUGAGAACGUCGAGAAUGCCGGAACAGGAAAGCUAUCCCGACAGGCCUAAUGGGUAA